CAUGGCAAAUACCAUCACAAAACAAUACACCCGUCUCCUUGCCCUCUGGCCCAAGGACGCUUUGCGCCCCAAUCUUCCCUUCACACGGGCAAUCGAACAUCAUGGCAAACCAUUCGGCCUGCAACCCAUAACGCCCGCUCCUGAAGAAGGCGCAAAGCCUCAGUCCCCUGCAUCUACAACACCAGCUGCAUCGUCACCGCCUGCGAACCCCAAGCUCGAGCAAGCCCAAGUGAACGCACUAUUUUCCUUGCUGGAGAACCGAUACAGUACCACAUAUGCACUGUCGCCAGGUGUACUAAAGCCCACAUCUGCACCAGAGCACUACACAAGGUUAAUGGACGAGAUUGAGCGGGCGCCUAAAAAGACGUGGUGGGAGGCCAAGCUGGAUCAAUGGAAGAUGAAGAUUCGAUGGUCAUGAGGAACCAAAUUAUGACUCUGUAUCAUAUCAUGAUGUAAAAUUAAGAGAAAAAAUCAGAGAGACCCUAAUAUGUCCUCACUCGUUCACUUCAAUUCAUUACGACAUCCCUGGUUUCAGAGGGGUUACUUAAGAAAAGAACGAACACAGAAGAAGGUUCGCAGAACCUUGUUAUUAGGUUUUUGUGCAGAUACAUGCAACGAGAUUCAUCGACAAGCACGUCUCAUGUGAGACGUUGCGUCCGGGACUCGAUAAUUACUACGCCCAACAACUGC
This is a messenger RNA of Alternaria alternata, 690 nucleotides long. RefSeq lists its product as hypothetical. NCBI's taxonomy places the organism in Eukaryota, Fungi, Ascomycota, Dothideomycetes, Pleosporales, Pleosporaceae. Gene Ontology annotation, biological process: mitochondrial respiratory chain complex III assembly. Gene Ontology annotation, cellular component: mitochondrion; Cbp3p-Cbp6 complex. The transcript is spliced from 2 exons. The record is from RefSeq and is a predicted model, not a curated record. Gene Ontology annotation, molecular function: ribosome binding. The annotation marks the transcript as partial.